AUGUCUAAUGCUAAGAAAAUAUAAGGAAACUUUGUCGUACACUGUUAGAGUCCUGGAUAAGGUCCAGAGACAAUAUUCAAAGGUUGCAAAUUUUUAUUCUCUUAUUAUACUAUACUUACUAAAUCAUAUAUCAUAUUGUCACUGUCACUGAUACGAUCCUGUCAUAAUUUAUUGAGGUAAUAAAAUUUUGAACAUGUAUAAUGAAAUGAUACUUGGAAGAUAUUUCAUACUGGUACUGCUACCAAUAUAUUAAGUUAAUAGUUAGUACUAUAUCCCCAACUGUUUUUAAUUAUGCGGGAAGACAAAAAAGACAAUAAACACAGAAAAGACAGAAAGACAUCCCGCAUAAAUCAUGUCAAGAAUGUCGAAAUUUCAAAAAAUUCUAAACUUGGGGGGAGAACGGAAAAAUAAAAAUAAAAAAUAUAAAUGAUGACAUGUAUUAAAUAUAUAAAAAAAAUGAUAAAACUAACGAGUUUAUGAAAUGAUCUCAGAAUUUGAGUAUGAAUCUCGCGUCGCAGCAUAAAAUAAAAUUACAAAUCCAAGCCACACUAAUAAGUACAGCAUGGCAUGGGGUUUGUUUACCAAAAAUCAGCUGAUUGUUUACAUCCCUUUUUUCAACGGCUCAUUAUAGCCGCGUACUAUUGACAUAAUGAGCGAAAAAUCGGAAGUUUUAAUAGCUUCUUUAAAGUGCAAAAUUAGUGAUUCUAUUAAAGUGAUUGAUGAAUACCACCGGCUGAUUGAUUCCUACGUUUUGGACUUCUAUGUCGACGACCACUGGGAUCUGCUUCCACCUAGUUGGCAAUCUUGCUUGGAAAACUUAGACGUUAGGAGGCUGAAAGAUCUGCUAAGCGAUGAUCCGGACAGUAGGUGUGAAACCCUGUGGCCCCUGUCUAUGUUGGCCGUACGGGUACUUUUUCAAAAGCUAUGCCUUUCGAGGAAACUUGCUGCUCCAAACGUAGCCGAAGAUUCGGAGGACAAUUUGAAAUUGACCAAUUUUAGAGUCAAUCGAAACCUUUUCAAUAAAUCGGUUAAACUGAAGAAGCGUCACGAAAUCGAACAGUUCAGUGAGCAAUGUUGGAAAACAGGAACCAGCACUGAGGUGCGUUAUCUUGUCGAUAUCGGAUCCGGUCAAGGGAACCUGGCACGUGCUUUGGCUUAUGGAUUUGAUUUCGAGGUGUGCUGUAUUGAGCAGGACGAGAAGCUUGUUGAAACUGCGCGACAAAAAGACGAAGAGCUAGCUUCGAAAAUGAAAAAACAAUUCAAGGUAGAACCAUCACAUCACCCAAUUCACCUUACCAGGAAAGUAAACCUUGAAGAGAUUGAUCCUGGCCAAUUCGUCGCCAUGAUUAAGGAUAGUUUCAACGUGGAGAAAGAUGCUCAGUUUAGUUUCGGUCUGAUUGGGUUACACCCUUGCGGAGACCUUGCCGUUUCAUUGACCAAAUUGUUUUUGUCCUGCCCGGAAGCUAAAUUUAUAAAACUAGUUUGCUGCUGUUACAUGAAACUGACCACAGAAAAAGACAAACGGCAGAACUACGGUUUUCCGUUGAGUUCCUUUAGCAGACAAUCGAAUCUGCAUCUGAGUUAUGAGGCCAGAGAAAUCGCUUGUCAUGCAAUCGAACAGUAUCGAAGUAAAUUGGACGCCGAUGACUUCCAAGAACUGAAAGUUCACGCCUUUCGGGCGGCCGCCGAGCGAGUCAUCGUUAAACUUUACCCUCAUUUGAAACAUUCCGGCCUUAGGAGCACCAAAGUUACCAAUUUGAGCUUCCAGCAAUAUUGUGAUCGAGCAACCAGUGGUCUUGGGUUUGAGCUACCCGUCGAGGAGUUGAAUUCGCAGGUGGUUCUGAGCGAUCUACGUCACUGGGAACGGGUGGUGAAAUUCUACACCCUUCGCUUGAUGUUUGCCCCACUGAUCGAAUCGGUGAUACUGUACGAUCGAUGGCUGUAUCUACUCGAGCAAGGAAUUCACGCGGAUAUUAAAGUGGUUUUUGAUCCCGUUUUUUCACCGCGGAAUCAUGCCGUGACGGGUUGUAAAUAAGCUUUAUACUAUCGAAUAUAUUGUA
Messenger RNA from Uranotaenia lowii, 2060 nucleotides. Its product is annotated as methyltransferase-like protein 25B. The record is from RefSeq and is a predicted model, not a curated record. Lineage: Eukaryota; Metazoa; Arthropoda; Insecta; Diptera; Culicidae. The transcript is spliced from 4 exons. Bases 650 to 2035 code for a protein of 461 amino acids.